Molecule: messenger RNA, 671 nt
Organism: Colius striatus (speckled mousebird)
Lineage: Eukaryota; Metazoa; Chordata; Aves; Coliiformes; Coliidae
Gene: B2M
Product: beta-2-microglobulin
Exons: 4
Coding region: 120-503 (127 amino acids)
Biological process (GO): peptide antigen assembly with MHC class II protein complex; positive regulation of T cell activation; immunoglobulin production involved in immunoglobulin-mediated immune response
Cellular component (GO): MHC class II protein complex
Molecular function (GO): MHC class II protein complex binding
Source: RefSeq, a predicted model, not a curated record
AGACUGCUGGCGCGCCGCGCAUUCGCACCGCGAUUGGCCACGCGGGCGGGGACUAUAAAAGCAGGCGUGCGAGCUCGCAGCGCUAGUCUGCCAGAGACGCGAAUCCUUCGGGGUCGGUGAUGAUGGAGCGGGCGCCGAAGGUGGGGGUCGUGGUGCUGAUCGCCCUGUUCAGCGUGGUCGGCCUGGGGAUGGCGGAUGUCAUCUCUCCGGAGGCUCCGAAGGUGGAGGUGUACUCCCGCAACCGUGCAGUGCUGGGGGAAGAAAACGUCCUCAACUGCUUCGUGAGUGGCUUCCACCCACCCAAGAUCGACAUCACCCUCAUCAAGAACGGGGAGCCCAUGAGCAACGUGCAGUACGCCGACAUGUCUUUCAACGACAAGUGGUAUUUCCAGCGCCUGGUGCACGCGCCCUUCACCCCCAAGGCGGGUGACAUCUACAUUUGCAGAGUGGCCCACGCUGCCUUCCCGGAACCACAGUCCUUCCAGUGGGAUGCAGACUUGUGAGCUGUGUCAGGAUAAUCACAGUCUGAAAAACUCAGUCUUGCAUGUCAAAAUCUUCUUGAGCUUCUGUCCUUUCCUCAUAUCACACUUUUGGGUACGAUGAAGAGCCAUCAUCUGUGUUCUGGAAUUACAUCUUUAAUAAAGCUGGUGGUCAAAAUACCGUUACUCAGA